Messenger RNA from Globicephala melas (long-finned pilot whale), 1992 nucleotides. It is a transcript of the gene ITK, whose product is annotated as IL2 inducible T cell kinase. Gene Ontology annotation, cellular component: plasma membrane. NCBI's taxonomy places the organism in Eukaryota, Metazoa, Chordata, Mammalia, Artiodactyla, Delphinidae. Gene Ontology annotation, molecular function: non-membrane spanning protein tyrosine kinase activity; ATP binding; protein binding. The record is from RefSeq and is a predicted model, not a curated record. Gene Ontology annotation, biological process: B cell receptor signaling pathway; protein phosphorylation; intracellular signal transduction.
GGCAAGUUGCCUUUGAACAGCUCGCUGAAGAUCAACUGCCUCUCCAACUCAUUCCUUGCCGUGAAGCUGUUUCCUCUGGUUGUGCUGAGGGGUGAUGCCUAAGGUGCAUCACUUUUCAAGGACUGGAUCAUGAACAACUUUAUCCUCCUGGAAGAACAACUCAUCAAGAAAUCCCAACAAAAGAGAAGAACUUCUCCUUCGAACUUUAAAGUUCGAUUCUUUGUUUUAACCAAAACCAGCCUGGCGUACUUUGAGGACCGUCAUGGGAAAAAGCGCACUUUGAAGGGCUCCAUUGAACUUUCCCGAAUCAAAUGUGUCGAGAUUGUGAAAAGUGACAUUAUCAUCCCAUGCCACUAUAAAUAUCCAUUUCAGGUUGUGCAUGACAACUACCUCCUGUAUGUGUUUGCUCCAGAUCGUGAGAGCCGGCAGCGCUGGGUGCUGGCCCUUAAAGAAGAAACCAGAAAUAACAACAGUUUGGUGCCCAAGUAUCAUCCUAAUUUCUGGAUGGACGGGAGAUGGAGAUGCUGUGCUCAACUGGAGAAGCUUGCUGUGGGCUGUGCCCAGUAUGAUCCCACCAAGAAUGCUUCAAAGAAGCCUCUUCCUCCUACUCCUGAAGACAACAGGCAGUUACUUCGAGAACCUGAAGAAACCUUGGUCAUUGCCUUGUAUGACUACCAAACGAAUGACCCACAGGAGCUCACGCUACAACGCAAUGAGGAGUACUACCUGCUGGACAGUUCCGAGAUUCACUGGUGGAGAGUUCAGGACAGGAAUGGGCAUGAAGGAUACGUACCAAGCAGUUAUCUGGUGGAAAAGUCUCCAAAUAACCUGGAAACCUACGAGUGGUACAAUAAGAGUAUCAGCCGAGACAAAGCCGAGAAACUUCUUUUGGACACAGGCAAAGAAGGAGCCUUCAUGGUACGAGAUUCCAGGACUCCAGGGACAUACACUGUGUCUGUUUUCACCAAGGCCAUCGUAAGUGAGAACAACCCCUGUAUAAAGCACUAUCACAUCAAAGAAACAAAUGACAACCCCAAGCGAUAUUACGUGGCUGAAAAGUACGUGUUUGAUUCCAUCCCUCUCCUCGUCAAUUAUCACCAACACAAUGGAGGAGGCCUAGUCACUAGACUCCGGUAUCCAGUUAGUUCCUGGAGGCAGAAAGCCCCGGUCACGGCAGGGCUGAGAUAUGGGAAAUGGGUGAUUGAUCCCUCAGAGCUCACUUUUGUGCAGGAGAUUGGCAGCGGGCAGUUUGGGUUGGUGCAUCUUGGCUACUGGCUCAACAGGGACAAGGUGGCCAUCAAAACCAUUCAGGAAGGAGCUAUGUCGGAAGAGGACUUCGUCGAGGAGGCUGAAGUCAUGAUGAAACUCUCUCACCCCAAGCUGGUCCAGCUCUAUGGAGUGUGCCUGGAGCAAGCCCCCAUCUGCCUGGUGUUUGAGUUCAUGGAACACGGCUGCCUGUCAGAUUACCUGCGCAGCCAGCGGGGGCUCUUUGCUGCCGAGACCCUGCUGGGCAUGUGCCUGGACGUGUGUGAGGGCAUGGCCUACCUGGAAGAGGCGUGUGUCAUCCACAGAGACCUGGCUGCCCGGAAUUGUCUGGUUGGAGAAAACCAAGUCAUCAAGGUGUCCGACUUUGGGAUGACAAGGUUCGUCCUUGAUGACCAGUACACCAGUUCCUCAGGCACCAAAUUCCCGGUGAAGUGGGCGUCCCCGGAAGUCUUCUCUUUCAGUCGCUAUAGCAGCAAGUCGGAUGUGUGGUCAUUUGGUGUGCUGAUGUGGGAAGUCUUCAGUGAAGGAAAAAUCCCGUAUGAAAACCGAAGCAACUCAGAAGUGGUGGAAGACAUCACCACUGGAUUUCGGUUAUACAAGCCUCGACUGGCCUCCUCACAUAUCUACCAGAUCAUGAAUCAUUGCUGGAAAGAGAAACCAGAAGACCGGCCACCUUUCUCCAGACUCUUGAGUCAACUGGCUGAAAUUGCAGAAUCGGGACUUUAA